AUGAAUUCUGAAGCUUUUUUCGCUGAAACUGGCAGCACCGAGAGGACGAGGAUUUUAGGCCUACUGCUGUUAAUGCCAGGGGCUCUAAUACUGGCGAUGGGUUGUUGUGAGAUGUCAUUGUUGAAGGCGGUGAUGUUAUUGGUUGCGGUUUUCGUGUAUGCUUCAACUGUGAUCCCUGAGGUUACUCCAGCGUACAUGUCAUGGCCUGACCUGCUGCAAACAUGGCUCCGUCAAUUAAAGACCAAGCUGGACAGAGCAGCCUACCCCUACAUCAACGGCCCAGCCCAGAAAUUCUUGGGGCAACUAAUGCAAUUUGAUACUACUAGACCCUAG
This is a messenger RNA of Prunus armeniaca (apricot), 333 nucleotides long. Lineage: Eukaryota; Viridiplantae; Streptophyta; Magnoliopsida; Rosales; Rosaceae. The record is from the annotation of a GenBank genome assembly.